This is a messenger RNA of Ilex paraguariensis (yerba mate), 1867 nucleotides long. NCBI's taxonomy places the organism in Eukaryota, Viridiplantae, Streptophyta, Magnoliopsida, Aquifoliales, Aquifoliaceae. The record is from the annotation of a GenBank genome assembly.
AUGGAGUGGUGUCCCAGACAUGACACCUAAUUUCAUCUUCAAUGCUAAAUAUGUUGACAAUCAAGAUGAGGUCUCUGUGGUCUAUGGUUUACAUGACCCCUUGGUUUUCUCAAGCUUGGUGAUCAAUGAGUCCGGGGUGGUUGAAAGGCUAACGUGGCACGAGAGGGACCAUAGAUGGGUGGGAUUCUGGUUCGAACCAGAAGACAAGUGUGACAAAUAUAGUAAUUGCGGUGCAAUCAGUGACUGAUCCAUAUAGUUCAAGUGGGUUUGAAUGUGCUUGCCUUCCGGGUUUUGAGCCUGAGUCCGCACGUGACUGGUACUUGAGGGAUGCGUCUAAAGGAUGCAUAAGGAAGCGAGGUGGACAAGUGUGUGAAAAUGGGGACGGAUUUGUGAAGGUCACACAUGCUAGGGUUCCCGACAAGUGAAUGGCACGGGUGGACAAAAGUAUGGGAUUGAAAGCUUGUGAGGAGUUAUGCUUUAGGAAUUGCUCUUGCACAGGGUAUACAAGUGCUGAUGUUAAUGGAACAGGAAGGGGAUGCAUCACUUGGGAUGGGGAGUUGAUAGACACUAGUCUAUUUUUACAUGGGGGCCAGGAUUUAUACAUACGUGUGGAUGCAGCUGAGUUAGCUCAAUACUCAAAGAAGUCGAAGAGCUUUGAUCACAAAAGGUUGGUGACAAUUGUGGCAUCCAUCGCCGCAAUGCUUUUCAUAUUGCCUUUGGUGUAUUGGUUGGCUAUGAAGAGGAGGAAAGGCAAGACAGGGAGAAACAAAUUGCCAAUUCGUUGCACUAGUUCACCAUUCUAUCAAGUACCUUCUAGGGGAAACGAGAUCAACGAAAGUGGGACAAACUCAGAUCUACAAUUCUUUGAUCUAAGCACUAUAGUUGCUGCCACAGACUUCUCUCUCAUUAACAAACUUGGACAAGGUGGAUUUGGUAUGGUUUAUAAGGGUCGACUAUAUAAUGGACAGGAAAUAGCUGUCAAAAGACUAUCAAACAAUUCAAGACAAGGGAUAGAAGAGUUGAAGAACGAAGUGAAAUUGAUUGCCAGACUACAACACAAGAAUCUUGUAAGGCUUUUGGGCUGUUGCAUUCAAGAAGACGAAAAGAUGUUAAUCUACGAAUACUUGCCAAAUAAAGGCAUGGAUUCUUAUAUCUUCGAUAAAGCAAGAGGGUCAAUGGUAGAUUGGGGAAAGCGUUUUGAAAUCAUUUUGGGAAUUGUUAGAGGAAUGAUGUGUCUUCAUCAAGACUCAAGACUAAGGAUCAUCCACAUGGAUCUGAAAGCCAGCAAUUUACUGUUGGAUGCCACCAUGAAUCCAAAAAAAUCAGACUUCGGUAUGGCCAAAAUCUUUGCUGGGGACCAAAUCGAAGCUAACACGGUUCGAGUAGUUGGAACAUAGUUUGGGACAUGUGGAACGAAAGCAAGGCCCUGGAUAUAGUUGAUUCAUCAUUGUGCAAUUCAUAUCAGGCUCAUGAAGUGUUGAGAUGUAUACACAUUGGACUAUUAUGUGUGCAAGACACACAUACAUUUGUUCAUUGUCUCAUGACUCACACACAUAGAGUCUCUCUCACACACACACACAUUCACACAUCAUCUUCUUUGUCUCAUGACACACAUACAAUCGAACACAAACACACACAUCACCUUUCACGACUCUCUCCCCCUCUCUAUCUCACGCACUCACACACAGACACACAUCACACAAACACAUGCACACACCAAAGCACACACACAUUUCCCCUUAUUAUUUUCCAAAAAUUUCAAUUUCAUGAAUUUCAUCUCAAUUUACACACCAUCUUUUUCCAUUGUUGGCUUAUGUUGCUAUUUUGAAUUGUUUUAGUUGAAUAUAAAUCUUUUUGUUCACUUAAA